This is a messenger RNA of Closterium sp. NIES-67, 294 nucleotides long. The record is from the annotation of a GenBank genome assembly. Lineage: Eukaryota; Viridiplantae; Streptophyta; Zygnematophyceae; Desmidiales; Closteriaceae.
UCAUUCUGACUCAGCAUUCUGACGCAACUCCCCAAAACUAACUCUGCCUUUCCCCUAUAAGCAGGAUGCCUCAAACUGGACAUUCAUUUGACACCAGUGUCAAAAGACUAGCUUAGCUAGGAAGCCAUAGAAUGGCACAAGGUUUAGCUAGGAGCUAGGAGGAGCCAUGAGAAUGGCGAGAGGUUUUAGGUGCUAGGAAAGUUGAGGAGAGAAAAGAGGUUGGGAAUAGAAGAGAGAGGGAUACAAGGAGAGGUGUUGUACCUUCUAUCGUAAAGUUCAGUAAGCUACCAAGCC